GCUGAUUGGCUGAUGUCGUUGUCGCAUCAUCCCAUCUUCGCCUAUAAAGAAGAAGGGACGGCGUGGACACUCACACUCAACUGAGUAAGCAAAACACCCCUGCAGCUCCACCUUCUCCUGGUGUUCACUCAAUCACGAUCUCUGCAAUGGCCGGCAUCACCUCCCGCUUCGUCGCCCGCACCCUCACCUCCAUCCAUACCACCCCAGCUCUGCGCUCCUCCACCAGGGCGAUCUCGAGCUUCAAAGGGCUACAGAGCCUUGCCCAGCCAGGAAGGGUUCCGUCAGAGGAAGUGGAGGAGGUUGGCUUCGUGAGGCAACACCUGAAUGCACUUUCCUUCUGGCACGAAGAGUCAGAGAAAAUGUUGCAGAUGAGGCUCACUCCAGACAGUGAGACCAACACCAUCCAGGAGAAGCUGAGGGAAGAAGUGGUGGAGCUUCUGGAGGAGAUGGUGGACACUAGUGUGAUGGACGCCCGCACCGGCUGGCUCUCUGAGUCUCACCGAUGAAGGGCAAUUCUUGAAGCUUCGUCCCAGCCAUCCCCUCUCGUCCCAGUUUACUGUCCCCUCCCCAUCUCCUUUUUGUUCAGUGCCGUCCUGUAUAGUCCUGACUAUCGGAGUUUUCUUUUUCCAUGUUAUUUCUGUUAUUCGUAAUCGACAAAGGAGCAAAGUGCUCCUGCUAACCAAUAUAUAUAUAAAUAUAUAUAUAUAUAUAUAUAUAUAUAUAUAUAUAUAUAUAUAUAUAUAUAUAUAUAUAUAUAUAUAUAUAUAUAUAUAUAUUUUUUUUUUUAUAACUUUUGACAAGUUUGAGACAAGAUACGGCCGUGGCGCAAUCAUCUAAUCUGCGUGAAGACAAAUGUUUGUAGAACUUGAAGUGAAAAUGAUGGACUGAAUUGUGAUGACAAUAAAAUGAUUUUUUUUA
Messenger RNA from Scylla paramamosain (green mud crab), 918 nucleotides. RefSeq lists its product as uncharacterized. The transcript has 3 exons. Lineage: Eukaryota; Metazoa; Arthropoda; Malacostraca; Decapoda; Portunidae. The coding region runs from base 147 to 506 and encodes 119 amino acids. The record is from RefSeq and is a predicted model, not a curated record.